This is a messenger RNA of Malus domestica (apple), 2496 nucleotides long. Its product is annotated as G-type lectin S-receptor-like serine/threonine-protein kinase At1g61500. The record is from RefSeq and is a predicted model, not a curated record. Gene Ontology annotation, cellular component: plasma membrane. Gene Ontology annotation, biological process: protein phosphorylation. Gene Ontology annotation, molecular function: polysaccharide binding; ATP binding; protein serine/threonine kinase activity. NCBI's taxonomy places the organism in Eukaryota, Viridiplantae, Streptophyta, Magnoliopsida, Rosales, Rosaceae.
AUUGAAAUGUGAAUAAUUCAAAGGGCCUACAUUUCAAGAUUUGGAAGUUGGAACAAAUUAUAUAUUAAAACGAAACAAGAGACCUGACUCCUAUUCCUUGUACUAAUUCCCCAUUCCAUCUGGUGCUCCAAUCUCUUUGCUGAGAUUUUUCCUCCAACAUCCAUCAUGCAUUUCUUUCUGCUCCAAUCGUUGUUUCCAUUUCUUUUGAUCGCUUCCUUCCUUUCGAUCAACGUCGAGUUAAGUCUAUGCCAGAAUCAACAAUUCACAAACUGCAGCAGCAAUAUCACUUGUGGUAGCGUCGGAGGCAUAUCCUAUCCCUUUUGGGGGGUAAACCGAGCUAGUUACUGUGGUCAACCCGGAUUUGAGGUCCAAUGCCUAAACAACUUCCCUGUGUUCAACAUGAAGGGUGCGAGCUAUAGAAUUCUCCAAAUGAACACUACAAAUUCUCGGACCGUUAAGGUCGCUAGGAACGAUUACUGGGGUACUAUUUGUCCUCAGACUUUUGUCAACACCACCCUCAACUUCUCUCUGUUUGAUUAUGUUUCUGGUUAUAGAAACAUGACGUUUUACUACCAAUGCUUUGCCGCCAUAACGCUUCCUAGUCCGCAGUCCUGCAACAUAAGCAAUACAGUGAACCCUGUUUACUAUGUGACACAACCGGUGACAGUUGGUCAGGCAUAUUCUGUGAGCUGUACACAUGAGGUUAUUGUUCCCGUUUAUGAAGAAGCUGCUCUUGCUAUAGAGGCCGCCACUGUGCGCAGUCAAACAAUUGUCACCGAUGCGGUAGAGGGGGGUUUCUCACUGCAAUUGGAGAUUGACAACGAUGAAUGCGACAAAUGUUUGGGAUCAGGUGGACAGUGUGGGCUUGACAAUACUACUAAUUCUGGAUUCCGUUGCUUCUGCGCAGAUCGAGCCUAUGCAUCCACAUGUAAUGGAACUAGUACUUCAAGUCAAGGCGGAGGUAAAGGAAAGCCAAUAAAGUUAAUUGCGAGCCUUACGGUUGUUUGUUUUAUCGGUGUAUUGGGUGCCAUAGUGUUCGGUUUCUGCAGGAUGAGAGCUAAGCAAAAAGGACACAUCAAAUUAACAAGGAAACACAUCAAAAUAACAAGGGACACCCUUCAAGAAUAUAUAGGUGGAAAACAUGAUCUGUCUGAGUUAAUGAUCUAUGAUUUUGAUAGCAUAUUAGUUGCUACGGACAAUUUCAGCAUAGAAAACAAACUCGGGCAAGGAGGCUUUGGUCCAGUUUAUUGGGGUAAGCUAGCAGAAGGGAAGGAAAUAGCAGUAAAAAGACUAUCCAGUACCUCAGGGCAAGGUGUAGUGGAGUUCAAGAAUGAAAUGUUAUUGAUCUCCAAUCUCCAACACAAAAAUCUGGUCAGAAUCAUGGGUUGCUGCGUUAAAGAGGAUGAGAAGUUACUGAUUUAUGAGUUCAUGCCAAACAAAAGCUUGGAUACUUUUCUUUUCGAUUCGACGAGAAGAGUAGUGCUUGAUUGGGGUACACGUUUUAAUAUUAUUCAAGGUGUUGCCAGAGGGCUUGUUUAUCUCCAUCACGAUUCGUAUUUGAAGGUAAUACAUAGAGAUCUAAAAGUGAGCAACAUUCUUUUGGAUGAGAAAAUGAACCCAAAAAUUUCAGAUUUUGGAUUGGCACGUUCAGUUGAAGGGACACAGAAUUUAGAAAAUACUCAGAGAGUUGCCGGAACGCGUGGAUAUAUGUCUCCGGAGUAUGCCAUGGGUGGAAUAUUUUCUCAAAAAUCUGAUGUCUACAGCUUUGGGGUCUUCGUAUUGGAGAUUAUCAACAGCAAGAAGAAUACCGCCUUCUAUAUCUAUGAUCGACAGCUAGGCUUACUAGCCUAUGCAUGGCAGCUAUGGAAGGAAGGCAGGGAAUUGGAGUUGGUAGAUGAAAUGCUGGCGGCUGAAUCAUAUUCGGCUUCAGAAGUAAUGAAAUAUGUGCAUAUUGGGCUGCUUUGUGUACAGGACAAUGCGAUGGAUAGGCCGAGCAUGCAGGAUGUAGUUUUUAUGCUAAAUGGUUCCACAACUGUAAUUGGUGGUGCACAACCUAAGCAGCCUCUAUUCACUAUCCAAAACACAGUCUCUCAUCCUCAACCACAGCCUUCGAAUACUUUCCUCACAAAUGAAGCUACAACGACACUGAUUGAAGGACGCUAGAUGUAUGCUCCUGACAGUGGUGGAGGUUGGCCAAUCCUGCUUGCUUAUGCGGCAUAUCUGUAAUGCCCCUUAUGUUUGUGACCGGAGACAGACUAUUUCCUAGAUGUUUUUGAGGCACCCUUCUGGACCUAUAUAUAUUUCCAUUGUGGAUGGAUUUUUUGAAUGCAAUUUCUACUCAGAUAAUUAAAAAAAAAAAUGAGACUAUAGCUAUACUUUUUAUUAGGAAGGAAUUAGAGAGGAUUAGCUAUGAAGGAAAUUCAUCCCUUGUAAUCCUACAUUAUCAAAAGAUUGAAACUCAAGUUUUUUUUAUGAUUAAUUGAUCUUCUACGUUUA